AUGGUUGCGGAAUUGCCAUACGCGCUCGACGCAGAGACGCCUCUGAACGCCUCGGAGCUCAACGUCCUGCGCGCCCAGUAUGAAAAGGAAGGCGACAUGGUCGGCGUCCAAACAAAGUUCAACUACGCCUGGGGCCUCGUCAAGUCCAACAGCCGCCACGACCAGCAGCUCGGCGUCCGUCUCCUCUCCGACAUCUUCCGCCUCUCCCCCGAGCGCCGCCGCGAAUGCCUCUACUACCUCGCCUUGGGCAACUACAAGCUCGGUAACUACGGCGAGGCCCGCCGCUACAACGACCUCCUCCUCGACCGCGAGCCCGCCAACCUCCAGGCCUCGGACCUGCGCCAGCUCAUCGACGCAAAGGUCGCCAAGGAGGGGCUCAUGGGCGUCGCCAUCCUCAGCGGUGUCGGCAUCGCCGCGGGCGUCGUCGGCGCGUUCCUCUUCAAGAACGCACGGAGGAGGUAG
Molecule: messenger RNA, 462 nt
Organism: Purpureocillium lilacinum
Lineage: Eukaryota; Fungi; Ascomycota; Sordariomycetes; Hypocreales; Ophiocordycipitaceae
Product: mitochondrial membrane protein
Biological process (GO): autophagy of mitochondrion; peroxisome fission; mitochondrial fission
Cellular component (GO): mitochondrial outer membrane; peroxisomal membrane
Molecular function (GO): protein binding
Source: RefSeq, a predicted model, not a curated record